Messenger RNA from Hibiscus syriacus, 1785 nucleotides. RefSeq lists its product as uncharacterized. The coding region runs from base 454 to 1185 and encodes 243 amino acids. The record is from RefSeq and is a predicted model, not a curated record. The transcript has 2 exons. Gene Ontology annotation, molecular function: zinc ion binding. NCBI's taxonomy places the organism in Eukaryota, Viridiplantae, Streptophyta, Magnoliopsida, Malvales, Malvaceae.
UAUUUCAAUGGAGGAUGCACCUUGUUCUAUCAAGUCAAUAAAACCCCUUUUUUCUAUGAAAUUUCUCUUUCGAUGGAUGAGUUUCUCAUAUGAAAGUUAGCAUUUUUAUUCCUUUUUUUUCUCGUGUCAACGUUUUUUUUAAUGUAAUUUUGAUUAUUUGCUUGGAGUUCAAGUGAUAACAUGGAUUAGGUAAGGAUCUGAUUCUGCGUUGUUUUGCAAGUCAACAAAGGUUCGAUUUUUAUUUGCUUUAGAGAGAGAGUUAAUCAGCUCUUAAUCACUGUUAAUUAGUGUUGAAUCUUUGUGAUUAUGGAUUUGCUGAUUUUCUGGGGAUUUGUAUGAGCAUGAAAAGGGAUUGAAUUUCAGGGUCUGGGUGUAUCAUCUUGUUCAUGGUCUUUGAAUAUUUUGAUAAUUUUGGAGGUAUUUUCGUAGAAUUUUCUAAGUUACCUGAGAUUAAUGGAUCAAGAGGAAAGGGGUGAUAGGAUAGAAACUAGUCAGAAUUCGAGUCAAAUUGAUGGAAAUUCGAAGAAUUCGAAUAAUGAAAUUUUAUAUGAGACUGUUACUGUGAAAAAUUCUGAGGAAAAUGUUGAGUUGGGAUUGUGUAAGCUUCAGGAGAUGGGUUAUGUGAGAGGAAUCGGUCCGGAUUCAAGUCAAAACGAUCGAAGGACCGGGAAAUCGAGUAGUUUAGUCGAAGGAAAUGUAAACAAUGAAGUGGUAUCAAGGGAGGGAUUCGUUGAAGUGAGCGAGGAAAUAAACAAGACGAGAGGAGUCGAUGAAGUUGAUCGAAGAAGUGGGAAUUCGGAUGAUUCGGCUGAUGGAUGUGUGGUUGAGACUAUUAUUGUUGUUAACACCCAAGAGACUGAAUAUGUGAGUGAAAGUAAUGGUGUUGUACAAUUGAAUGACAACGGAACUGGUUCAAGUAAAGUGUUAACAGAAAGGCCAACGAGAAAGGCGGACUCGUGCGUCAUCGAUAUAAACGGAAGUGUUGGUGGCAAAAUACGGUUUAAGGAGAGUUCUGACGGGGAAAGAGUUUGUCGGAUUUGCCAUUUGACCUCGGAGCAGUCAUACGAGUGUACUGAUAGUAUGCCAACUACUGCAGCUGCUACGGAUCUAAUUCAACUUGGCUGCGUGUGCAAAGAUGAGCUAGGAAUCGCACAUAGUCAUUGUGCCGAGCAUGGUUUAAGCUGAAAGGAAACAGAAUGUGCGAAAUAUGUGGUCAAACAGCAAAAAACAUCACCGGUGUUCGAGAUAAUAGAUUUUUCGAAGAUUGGCAUGACCAAGGAUCUACCAGCAUCGGUUUUAGCUCACCGUAUCAGGGUGCAGGAUGUUGGCGUGGACAGCCAUUCUGUAACUUUCUGAUGGCAUGCCUGGUAAUAGCCUUUGUACUUCCAUGGUUCUUCCAUGUAAAUAUGUUUUAGUUCCACCAUUUUCACCCGCUUCUCGAGCGGCUUCUCCUGAAUUUGGGUGGAUACGAAGUUACUUGGUGUGUCUGGUUUUCAAUGCACAUACAAACAUAAGUAGACCUAACGGCUUGAGGAUUCAGACUCAUUAGCCGAGCCUCGAUGAGACUAUGGCGUUGUUGGGAUUUGUUGUUCGGUCUGGCAUACAUGUCGAAGCUUUAGACGAUGAUGGCUUAGGUUGUCGUCGUACCGGGAUAAUGUUUCAUGUUUUUGUUAUUGUUUUAAUGAUAUAAAUGUCGCAUUAUAUGACAAUUUCAUUAAGGGAAUUCCCAUUUGUACACAUUGAAUGUAAUCACAGAUUUGGUCAGUACAGAUUUCAUUUUAUAAU